CGUAGGUUUUGAAAGCAGCAACAUCAACAAAUCACUCUACUCCAUGCCCGCCAAACCAUCCAUGGCUUCUUUCACUUUAAACCCAUUGUUGUACUUGCUUCCCCUUCUAUUUCUCGACCCUUUCUUCAGCCAAGCCAAUCUCCACAACUCCAAAACCCUCCUCAGAUCCUCCCUUUUCUCCCAGCCACCAUCAACCAAUGAAACCAUCCCACCCACUCUCUUUUUCGAAGUCACCAAACCCAUCCAAGUCCCCCACUCCAAGCCCUGUUCCCUCACCCUUCUUCAACACGACUUCGGCUUCACUUAUGGUAAAUCCCCUGUUUUGGCUGACUAUAACUUCCCAUCUGAUUGCCCCUUUCAGGAAUUUUCCAAGAUUGUCCUGGAGUGGAAUGCCACUUGUAAAGGAAGACAAUUCGAUAGGAUCUUCGGGGUUUGGUUAUCUGGAGUGGAACUCCUCAGGAGCUGUACAGCUGAACCCAGAGCUACUGGUAUUUUCUGGACUGUCCAAAAGGAUAUCACCAGGUAUUCUUCCUUGCUUUUAUCCAACAAGACUCAAACUUUUACCGUUUAUUUGGGGAAUCUUGUCGAUAGAACUUAUACCGGUGUUUACCAUGUCAAUGUGACUCUUUAUUUUUACCCUGCUGUGGAAAAAAUGGAUCUUUUUAAGGAAAAGAGGAGGAAUUUAGGGUCUGGAAUUGAUUCUGAGGCUGAUCUGAUUAUACCCUUUUCGCGAGAUUUGCCAUUGAAUGAUGGUUUGUGGUAUGAGAUUCAGAAUGCCGGUGAUGUGAAAGUGAAGGAAUUCGAAAUUCCUCAGAAUGUAAAUCGAGCAGUACUGGAAGUGUAUGUGUCCUUUCAUGAGAAUGAUGAGUUUUGGUAUGGAAAUCUUCCGAAUGAGUACAUUGCUGCCAAUAAUCUUACGGGUUAUGCAGGGAAUGGACCUUUUAGGGAAGUCGUGGUUGGUUUGGAUGGUGAUGUUGUUGGUGCUAUUUGGCCUUUCACUGUGGUUUUCACCGGUGGAAUCAAUCCCCUCUUGUGGAGACCGAUUAGUGCCAUCGGUUCGUUCGAUCUCCCUAGUUACGAUAUCGAAAUCACCCCAUUUUUGGGGAAUCUAUUGGAUGGAAAACUCCAUAACCUAAGCUUUAGUGUUACAAAUGCCUUGAAUGUGUGGUAUAUUGAUGCCAAUUUGCAUCUAUGGUUAGAUAGUAAGAGCUCGAAGACCGAAGGGAAGGUUUUGCAGUAUGAAAUUGUUCCUCUCGGUGUGUCUUCUGUGUUAGACUUUAAAGGUUUAAAUGGAACGUUCGUUACGAAUACGACUAGGUUCAUAUCCUCGACGGGAUGGGUAACGUCCAGUUACGGGAAGGUCACAACCAAAGCCACUCAAGAUUUAAGUUAUGGUAACACCAUGGUGGUGAAUGAAAGUCUGCAGAUCAUAAAUCAGAUCACCCAUUUUAAUGAUAGUGUUAAUGUGAACAAUCCGGCUCCUAAUGCCAUAUCAAAGAAAUCUCUCAAGAGGUUUCUUUUCUACAUGUACUCCGACGAAAUUGAUCAAGGAAAUGGCACUUCGUUAUCUGUGGCUAAUGUCAGAUUGGGAUUUAACGAGAAGAAGUUCAACGACGCUGGUGCCGGUUCACCGAGCAGUUCACUCCAGAAUUUACAGAAUGGAAAGGGUGUUAUGGUGGUAAAGGACAACCUGGUUGUCCGUGGAGUGGCGAGUACCCAACAAUCAUAUAACUAUCGUGGUGGUAGAUUUUGCUAUUCUAGGAACGUUAGCAGCUCAAACUACACCAUUCUUUAUGAUGAAGUGAGGGACACAUGCAAUAAAAAAUCGAAAUCCGGUUUCGGAUUCGGUCUUAGCAGAUGGUGGCCUGUGCCUGCUCGAAGAGCUUUUCUAUCAUCUCAUGUAGUUGAUCCGAAUGGAAAUGAGUAAUUCAAGUUUUCUUUAAAUUAUCAAUUUGUAGAUGCUCGUGUAUCUUUGUUGGCUUUAUACAGUUGAAUGAACUUGUUUGUUUCUUU
This is a messenger RNA of Hibiscus syriacus, 2013 nucleotides long. Its product is annotated as peptide-N4-(N-acetyl-beta-glucosaminyl)asparagine amidase A-like. Bases 44 to 1927 code for a protein of 627 amino acids. Gene Ontology annotation, cellular component: vacuole. NCBI's taxonomy places the organism in Eukaryota, Viridiplantae, Streptophyta, Magnoliopsida, Malvales, Malvaceae. The record is from RefSeq and is a predicted model, not a curated record. The transcript has 2 exons.